Molecule: messenger RNA, 453 nt
Organism: Fragaria vesca subsp. vesca
Lineage: Eukaryota; Viridiplantae; Streptophyta; Magnoliopsida; Rosales; Rosaceae
Exons: 1
Coding region: 1-453 (150 amino acids)
Molecular function (GO): RNA-DNA hybrid ribonuclease activity; nucleic acid binding
Source: RefSeq, a predicted model, not a curated record
AUGGCAGAUGAGAUUGUACCCAUUACUUUGGGUUGGUGGGAGGAUUAUAAGUCUGCUUGGUUGACAUCACGUACCAAACCUCCAACACAAGUAAAUAUAAAGUGGUCGAGACCACCACCUGGGUGUGUGAAAUUGAAUGUGGAUGUUGCCUUCGAUCUGCAUACUGGAGCUACUAAAAUUGAUGGAGUAUUUCGCGAUUACUUGGGACAGUGUUUAGGAGCAUUUUCUUUGGCUCUUGGCAAUACAAGCUCUGCCCGGCAUGGGGAGCUAUUAGCCCUAUUGGAAGGGGUGAGAGUCGCCUCUCAGAAGAAACUGUAUCCCUUGUUGGUUGAAACUAAUUGUCAUGUAUUGGUGACUGCACUUCAUGAUGAUUCCUUGAGUUGGUCAAAUCUUAGCUUUCUUUUAUCAAACCUUAAAGAAGCUUUAGCUCUCCUUCGAUUCCCUCAGCGGUAG